Suillus subalutaceus is the source of this 4360-nucleotide messenger RNA. RefSeq lists its product as uncharacterized. The transcript is spliced from 6 exons. Lineage: Eukaryota; Fungi; Basidiomycota; Agaricomycetes; Boletales; Suillaceae. The record is from RefSeq and is a predicted model, not a curated record. Bases 104 to 4189 code for a protein of 1361 amino acids.
GCACACAGCACCAAUCGAGAAUCUAUUUAAUAAUGAAGCAAACCAACUCUCCAUCCCUCCAAUUUUUCGCAUCUAGCAAGCUAACCCGCCCACCGCCACCACUAUGUCCCAUCAUGAUGAUGACAGCAGCAGCGACGAUGGUUUCGAUAUUGACGAGGGCUUCUUGUCAAAUCCUGACGAUGAAUCUGGUCCGUUCAACCUAGACGAAGUCCCUUUGGCUGUUGAGUCGGAAGACCCUCUGCAACAACGAGAGGUGUUCGAUAGUAUAUUCCUGGCUCGUGAAGGUCAAGACAAUACUGGUCCUACAUGGGAGCAGGCUCCCAUCUGCAACAUGUCCCUCUCUGCCUUCGAGAGGUUGUUUCGCAGGAAGGACAAAGCUAGUGCUGCAAGCUCCUUGCUGCGCCGCACAAACCUGCGUAUUGAUACCCAGUUCACCUUUGCCUCUGACGACGGCAGGUUGCUGUGGGACGCCUCUAGACAUUUCCUCGACUUUGUUCUGGUGGUCUCGGGUGCCAUAGGCCUGGAUGCUUUCCUUCCCAAUACAAUUUCUGAUCACACGUUCACCGUUACUCUGGACUUCCGCUUACAAACCAAGCAAUUCAGACCCAAGUUUGGGAAGCUAGGUUUCGACCCGACGGGAUCUAUGAUGGCAAUGGGCAAUGGCGGUGCCUGUGAGCUCUGGCUGGGAUUUUGCCCCCUCGUCAACAUCGAGGAUCUCUCUGUGGCUGAUGAAGCUCCUUUGCUCAAUGAAAAGAAGCAUGGCGACACACGGCUGUCCUCCCGCCACUUUCGCAUGGCUGUCAUGUUCAUUGCCUAUGCGUUAGCAAAGAUACCUAAUAUGCACAUUCACCUGAUGCAUACGUAUGGUACCGACGAGGAUUUCUCGUUGUGGAAAAUCAAGGAUGUCACAAACCUUUAUGCUACGCCCACCCUCACCCUUCGUCUCGAUGAUCUCAAGUCGCUUCACCGAAACAUUGUCUCAGAGUGGGAUACAUGGGUUCAAGAGGCACCACUUUCAUGGAAGGUUGAUGGCUGGCUGCAAUCGCAUGUCCCUAUCUCGGUAGCUUGUCGCUAUGGACAGAACCAGCCGAUCGCCAGUUCAAACCCCGACGCCCGUAGUGUUGAAGAGAGGAAUUGGCAAGUCGAGCGGGAAUACUCCAAUAUUCGCUAUCUCUCUAUGGCAAUCGCGACAGAUCUGACCUGUAAACCAGUGCGUAGCUGGGAGGAGAUUUCGAACGAGGAGAUUCUGGAGUCGCACAAUAUUAUAUAUGAUUCUCCGGACCCAACAUUCCGACAACCUGUCAAUCUCGAUGAUCUGCCUCUUCGAGAUCCCCAGACUCAGAGGGAGAACAAUAUUUACGAUGAAGAGGGUCGUCGCAUCCCCCGUUUUCAUGGUAUCUGCAGCAGAAAUACCAAGCCGUGCGGCGUCCUAAUCAAUCUCGAGACUAUUACCGAAUUGUUUUCAACAUUCAUUCCUGAUGACGAUGACAUGGCCCUCGACCCAGAUAUCAUUUUGGACGAUGAUGUUCGUACUCCUACGGUCAACGUGUAUCCUCAAGCAUUCCUGCGAAAGUAUGGUCACAUACAAUGCAACACCAUCUUGCCUCAUUUUUCUCCAUUCAUGUCCAAAAUUCGCAAUUCUGUUUCGCGCUUGAGUCGCAACCAAAAUGAUGAUCCGUUUAAUGGCCAGCCUGCGGAAGAUGAUGCAGACGAGUUCGAUCACUUGCCUAAUGGACCCCUGCCCACUGUACUCUUCGCCAGUGGCUCACAGUUUUACAACGAGAUCUCCCACCGCAUCAGACCGUCCGCUGAUCUUCACGAUGUCCAGCAAGGGCGCAUCACGUCGGCCCUCUCAGGUGCUUACUCUCGCGGUCAUGGCCAGACGACGCACCGCAUUGUGAUGAGGGAAUGCAGCCUCAAUCUCCCUCAUCAACGUUACGACAAUAAAAUUAAAGUCAAUGAUGUUCCUCGGGCUCUGCGUUUGGAGAACGUUUACAUUUUUCAGCUAGACUCCCUGAAGCGCCAUAAGCGCAAUGGAGCAGAGAUGGUGGUACCCUUAGCCAGCUCUUGGUCUCAUCCCACCAUCUUCCAGGCUCUCCGUCCGCAUCUUUUCGUAUUGACUUCAGACGCAUUUCCCCAGAUAUACCAGUGGACUACCUACCCCAUUACGUCCUUGCUUGAGCGCAUUUGGGAUCAUUUCUACCCUCUCGUUCAGAAAGGUGUCAAACCCGCUCCCCAAGUCAUUGAACUCUGUUCAGUGCUUGAGCGCGCUUUGGCUUAUGCUCACACCGGAAAUACUAGGGUAAUCGCUACGAGUCUCAUGAGGCCUUUGUGGUUGGUCCAGAGUCUCCUUGAACAUGGCCUGCCCACUUUUUCUCCCUCCGUGCGCUUCGCCGCAGCUCCAUCUAUUCCUGUUGCCAUCAGCCCUGCAGAUUGGCCAACUCUCACCAGCAUGAAAGUCCCAGCCAUAGCCUCCAAGCGCUCUCAAAUUUUGACAUAUGGCAAUGACCACUUUGAGGUUCGUGGUUUGGGAUCGACUGCCUCUGUACUGCCAUUCAUCCAGCUUGUCUCCCAGGCUUACAAGGCCGAGUUUCACAUACAACUUUCUGUGAAUCAACUCUCUUCCAACGCUUUCCUUGGGUACCCUGGCAACCUCCGCCAUGCUAUUGUCAUCGCAUUGGUUGCUCUCCAGGCGUAUAUUGCCGAUGUCAAGACACUUGUUACCAAAGCUGUCAAUGCCGCCUGCAGUGUCGUGGAGGCAGAGGAUGGCGGUGAUGUGGAACGGCAUGCGGCAGUGCGCCGCAAAGGCCUCCGCAAGUGGCUAGCAACCGCUAAUCCUCUCGGCUACGCUGACAAAGGAUAUGAGCAUUUAGUUUCAUGCGUGCAUUCUAAAUCCAUGGAUCACCACGAAGGACUACCAAAUCCAACCAAAGUGAAGCUCUCUGUUCAUGAUUUUGCCCGGCUUGUCUGCAAUAUGUCGAGAGAGACCAACCCUGCCCCUGUUGCCGCUCCUCUCAUCUCUGGUGGCUGUUCUAUGCCCGUCUUCCGCGUCGCCCUGGCCCAUAUGCGCAAGUAUGCCCCCAAUGAUUCCCCGACGCAUGCCGAAAAGUUCCUGCACGAUGCGUUCAUCGUCGCUGCAAACCAUCUUCAUAUUAACAAUGUUCCAUGGCAUCGUCCAGCGGGAUCUCGAGGCAGACGGUCCCGAAAGCCUGUCUUUGACUCCUGGGUCAAUCUAGGGAAAGCUGUCGAUUUGCAGGCUAUCAAGCGCAACCAUACCCAGGCGGACAAUGCAGCAGCCGAAGCAUCCCAGCGAGCCCAGGCCGCGGAUUCCAGGGCUGCAUGGUCAGCUGACUCCAUCACCCUGCAGUCGCUUCCGGAUUAUGUCCUGCGAUCCCGUCUUCCCGAUGAAUUUUCACUUGACAACAUCGACCUUGCGGACGGCGCAUCCUCGGACGACAAAGAACCUACCGUGCGCGAAAUUUAUGAAUGGGUAUUUGCCAACUUCGACAUAAAAAAACCGCUCCAUCAAAUUGCUCUCAUUGCCGGCAUUUACAUAAGCAGGAUCAUCCCUGAUAUCUUCUGGGCCAUCUCUGACAAGCCAAAAGCACAUACCGUCACCGGCCACGUCGCUCUCACAAAUGCCAUUCGCGCCCUCCCAUGGAAGCCCAAUGCUAGCGGCCGCAAAGGCUGCAAAUUACCGCAACAGUUCAUUGCAAUGGUCCCUUCCUACAUCCUAGCAGUCUACGACGAGACAAGCCCCUUGCGCAAGUAUAGUGAUGCGCGCACUCUCAAGAAUUUCCCCAAGUCCUGGAAUUCGAAGAAUAGUGCAAAGGGGAUUGGUCCCCUCCUUCUAGUGCGCUUGGGGCUUUUGAGAGCAAUGAGUGGCAGAGUCUGGAAGGGCGGUCCGCCCUUUCAGGAUUGGAAGUUGCUCUCAGCAGAGGCCGUAGCUGCCAAACAUCGGGAGAUCAUGGCGUGUCUAGCUGAUCGCCAGUAUGGACCAUUCCGAUUGGCUGUCAUGUUCUUCGGCGUUGACAAAGCUGUGAGUCUCGGACGCACAUCUCAGACGUACACCAUAAAUCCCGCAAUCGCAUCCAUCAAGGCCAACAAACGCGUGUUGAAGGAUGAUUCUGACAGUGAUGAAGUGGAGAUCAUCGAAGUCCCGAUGGCCAAACGCGCCCGCUUCACAUGACUAUCGCAGUCAUGCGCAUGCAGCCAUUGGCCGAUAUCUGCGUAGUCCGCUGUGAUAUAUCGUUUAUCGUUUUGCCCAUAGUAGAACCGGUGUAUGGAAAGAUAUGUCGUGGUUAACCACAAGAAAUGCUGAAAAUGUACUCUAUCCUCACAGUCAGUGACCACUAGGUUU